AUGGCUAAGAGGCAUAAAUUAAAGAUUACUACGUUGUCGAUUUUUUUUUUUGUAAUAUUAACUGGGAUUCAUACCGUUUUUACCAUAUUUAACCAGAACGACUGGAUCAAAUUUUACACAAGUUGCUCAGGAGAAGGUGAUGUAAAAUGGGAACUACUAUACGUUUUAACCAUUUUGAACAGUCUUAUCUUAAUAAUAAAUAUAAAUUACAAAGAAAAUAUAGACAAACUGAAUAAUAAGAAGACUGAAAUUAGUGAUAUAAAUGAUGAUUUAAUAAAUGUUGAUAUUAACGAGUUUAGUAAUAAUGAAAGAGAUGACAGUGAUGAUGAACUUGAAAAAGAAAAAAGAUACAACAAAUUAAAGAUAAAAAAUCUAUAUAGUAUUAGUAAUUCAAGAAUUUGCUACUAUAGUAUGUGGAUAUUGUGCUAUUAUUUUAUAUACUUCUUAUGUUUCUUGAGCUUUUUAUAUGGUAUCAGAUUAUUUAAUAACAAUUUAAUUAAUAUAUAUACAAUAAGAACAUGUAAAAUUGAAAAAUUAGAAAAUUAUAUAAUAUCAGAAAAUACAUUUACAAGUUUAUAUUGGGUAUUUAUCAACUUUAACGUAUUUAUGAGUAAAUAUACAGACUCCUUUUAUGCAAUUAAUUAUGUAAAUUUUAAUAUCGAAUUUAGUACAAAAAAGAAAAGAACAUUAUUUUUCCUAAAUUAUGCUUAUCAGUUAUUAUUAAUAACUUAUUCAAUAUAUAAAAAUGUAUUAUUAUAUAAAAGAGGGUUAUAUAAUUUGAAUCAAAUUGUAUGCUCAAUUAUUUUCCUUUGUUUAAUAUUAUAUACCAUUUUCGAAAUUACAUAUGUCUUAGAAAUAAAUAAGCCAUCUUAUUACAGUAUGCCGAAAUUAUCAUAUAAUUAUGUAUGGUCCAUUAUUUAUUUGUUUGUUAUUUUUAUUUCAUCUGUUAUAUUCUAUUUUUCUGUUUACUCAUAUUCUAUAAAAGACACCUUUGUAAAUUUUCAAACCAUGCUAUGGCUUUUUUUCAUUUCGUUAACAUACAUAAAAAGGAAACAAUUGUUUAUUACGCCGUAA
Plasmodium berghei ANKA is the source of this 1074-nucleotide messenger RNA. RefSeq names its product GPCR-like receptor SR25, putative. The coding region runs from base 1 to 1074 and encodes 357 amino acids. The transcript is spliced from 2 exons. The record is from RefSeq and is a predicted model, not a curated record. Lineage: Eukaryota; Apicomplexa; Aconoidasida; Haemosporida; Plasmodiidae.